CUACGCAGUGCCAGCGGUCGGUCGGUUAGGGAGCACGGAGGAAGAUCGCGGCGCGUCGCGCAGCGCAUUUCAACUCACAUCCUCGUCAUCCCAUACGAGUGUUUGACGCGAGCUAGUGUUUCGAGAGUGUCGUGGAGUGACGAAAGAUGGCAUUGGAAUCGCAAUGACGCUUAUUUGAAAAGCUAACGUACAUCAUGUACUUGGGUGCAGAUUGUGCGUGGGAUAUUUAUUGACUAGAACUUUCUUGAUUUCCUACGUUAAAAGAUAGAUAUGGCUCCGACGAUCAAAGAUAAGAUGAAAAAUAUAUUUCAUAAAGUGCAGUUCAAUAAAACCGAUCAUCCACAGUACAUGAAGAAGUUCACAAAGUUGUACGAGACGACAAAUUUAGAUACAUUCUGGGAACAUUUUAUUUGGUGUCUGAAGGUGCCUCUUUCAACAUCGCAACGACACCCAUAUAUCUUUAACACGUUAGAAUUUUGUGCCAAGUUCUGUAUGAGUUUCUAUCCAUCCUUGGAAAGCGAAAAUGUAGAACCAAUCUCACCAUUUCUCAACAAGUUAUUCAAAUUUCUUUUAUCGAGCCACAAUGCUAAGGAUAAAGGAGUAAGGUUUCGCAUAUGUCAUUUUCUAAAUAUGCUCUUAAACUCCAUGGGUGAUAACGCUUUCAUCGACGACAACUUAUGUGACCAAAUUACAAUUAGUAUGAUGGAUCGAUUGUUGGAUAAAUCACCUAAAGUUAGAGCACAGGCUGUUUAUGCCUUGUACAGAUUACAGGAUCCAGCGGAUGAACAAUGCCCUGUAAUAAAAAUGUAUCUUUUUCAUGUAUCUAAAGAUCCAAGUGCAGAAGUUCGCAAAGCGGUUCUUACUACCAUGGGGAAAAAUCAGAAAACUUUACAAGCUGCAUUGCUAAGAACACGAGAUAUUGAUGAUACUGUACGGAAAAAAGCAUAUGAAUUUAUAAGUAAAAUCACAGUACGUUCUUUGACUAUUGAGCAGAGAGAAUGUUUAUUGAAAGAUGGUCUCAAAGAUAGAUCUGAGAGUGUUAGAACAUGUGUAAAUAAUGUUUUAUUACCAGCAUGGUUAAGAUAUUUCAAAGGAGACUUUAUGAAUCUUAUUCAUUCAUUGGACGCUGGGAUAGGAACAGAAUCUGCAACUUCAGCUUUACAGGUCUUGUUCAAAAACGCUGAUUUAAAUAUUUUAUUGGAGCAAGUGCCAUUAGAUAAAAAUACAAGAUUGAUUCCAUUGGCAAGUUUAACAAAUGAAAAUGUUUUAUAUUGGAAAUGUAUAAUACAGCAUCUUCAUCGUCUUUCUUGUACGGAAGAAUUAGAACUAAUGAUUCCGGAAUUAUCAGAAUUUUGCAAAUAUAUAUGUGAUUUUAUUACUCUCAUAUCUUCUCAGUCAUAUGAGACAUGGGAAAGAGAGAGUCAGAAGUUUAUUCUGCUACAACUUUUUGAAAUAUCUACGAUGUAUGAUCUCUCAGAUGAGGUAGGCAGAAAGAAAUUAAAUGAAAUCAUAAUAGAUACUUUAAUGAGCGAUCAUUGCUCUACUAAAAUAAUCGAGUGUCUGGUGAGUCAUUUGGCAAAAGUGAUACCAGAGCCUAGUAAUAUGCUGAAUGCUGUCGCUAAUGUCAUUAGUGAGACUAGGCUACCUCUGAAAGAAAACGUAGUCACUCAGCAAAUUACUGCAGAGCAGCAGCAUGAGAAGAAUAUGCAAAAAACUAAGUUAAAAGUUGAAGUAAUAGAGCUUGAAGAAAAUUUGUAUCAAGCAAUCAAGGAACAGAAUUUUAUACAAGCUGACAACCUUAAGGAAAAAAUCAAUGCCUUGAAAGAGGAGCUAAAUCGUUUAUCUAAAAUAGCCGAAACUGUAAUAAUUGAGGAUAAUAAUAUACGGGAGGAGAAAAAUGAUACCGCAACUAUGGUGAAGUGUCUUGAUAUCUUAUAUGUUGCGAUGCAAUCUGUUCGUGUAUUGACACCUACACUCAGAAGUUUGAUGUGUUUAGUUUUAAAUAGUUUUGAGCAUCCUCACGAUAGUGUACAUAUAUUAGCGCUGAAAACAUUAGGUGUUUAUUGCAUUUUGGACAAGGAAUUGGCUAAGAAACAUAUAAUGAUAUUCUUUUACCAAUUUUCUCUUGAACAAGAAAAUCAAGAGAUAUGGGUAGUCUCUUUAAAGGGAAUAUUCGAUCUCUUGCUUAUGUAUGGUUUGGAAUUUUUUGAUAUAUUGCAAUCUCCGGAAGAGAAUUCCGUGCAAAAUAGAUCCGAAAAGACUCGCUCGCUUUAUACACACGAGGAUAGUAAUAUUUCAAUAAGUAAACGAACUGAAGUAGAGGAAGGUCCCUGCAAUUUCAUAAAAAUCUUAACGGGAUUGCUAACCAAUGCGAAUCAAGAUUUGCGUACUAUUGCAGCAGAAGGGCUUUGCAAAUUACUGCUCAAUCACCGAAUCAAUAGCAGUAAUCUAAUAUCACGCUUAAUAAUUAUGUGUUAUAAUCCAGUCAACGCCGAUGACAUUUAUCUCCGUCAAUGUUUAAGCGCUUUUUUCGACUGUUUUGUAGCGCGCGUACCCGAUGCUCAAGAAAUGCUCGAAGGCGCAUACCUUCCUACAUUACAAGUUCUUUGUAACGCACCGGAUAUUAGUCCUCUACGAGAGAUUAAUGCAUAUCACAUAUCUAGAUUUAUACUGAGUUUAACUCGACGAGGCUGUCAGAAGACCAGUGGACAAACAUUUUAUACGCACAAUAAUCUUGCGUUUGCUAUACUGGCUGAGAUCUUAAAUCCAGAGAGCAAGAUAGAUCAAGAAGUUCUUAUUAAAUCUUUGACAAAUUUGUAUAUUCAAAUCGAAGAUGAUCUAUCGAAACAAAAUCUGCAAAAAGCUAUCAAACGUGUUACAAAAAUGGUGAUGAAUUAUGACAAACGAUUACUUAAAUAUAUUGAACAGUUCAAACAAAAAUUAGAAAUGCCUUCUGAAGGAACAGAAAUGGAUGUAGAGGUCGAAAGUGAAAGCGAAGAGUAAAUAACUCAUUAAUCGAAAAUAUAUAAAUUACACUGGGCGACUGGUUUUGUUGUUUGAAUAAAAUUCAUCAUUUUUCAUGUAUUUUUGACACCUUUAAUCUCACUUAGGUUUUCUCAAAAACGUGACGUGAUGGAGCAAUUUGUUUGCCGAAUUCGUGUUGGGCACGCAAAAAUACAUAGAAAAUAAUAAAUUUUAUUCCAACAACAGAAAAGAAGUUUGAAAAUGGUGCCCUGUGUUAUUAGGUAGUACUUUGGAUUUUUUUAUAUGUCAAAUAAUAAUACUUUAUAUUUAUUUCCUGAUUAUGAAUUGAAAUAUUUGGGAUUA
This is a messenger RNA of Solenopsis invicta (red fire ant), 3327 nucleotides long. RefSeq names its product condensin complex subunit 3 (gene Cap-G). NCBI's taxonomy places the organism in Eukaryota, Metazoa, Arthropoda, Insecta, Hymenoptera, Formicidae. Gene Ontology annotation, cellular component: condensin complex; cytoplasm; condensed chromosome. The record is from RefSeq and is a predicted model, not a curated record. Gene Ontology annotation, biological process: mitotic chromosome condensation. The transcript has 8 exons. Bases 271 to 3003 code for a protein of 910 amino acids.